Molecule: messenger RNA, 588 nt
Organism: Fusarium verticillioides 7600
Lineage: Eukaryota; Fungi; Ascomycota; Sordariomycetes; Hypocreales; Nectriaceae
Exons: 1
Coding region: 1-588 (195 amino acids)
Source: RefSeq, a predicted model, not a curated record
AUGGGAAGUGUGUGGGGAGAGGCCCAUACCCAUUCUGAUACACCCUAUCAGCAGCUAUGGCUGCUUGAUGGCGGGUUCAAACGCGACUCAUUCGUGUACUACGGCUCAUGGGAAGAAGACAACUCUAUUGUGUAUAGAAUCACCACGAACACCGCCACAAUGAACAAGAUCUUUGCCACAUUCACGCCCGUCAAAGCAAACUAUGUCCUUCUCAAGGUCCAACUUGCCACGCCAGCGGCAGCAUACAAUCAACUAAAAGCAAACGCACCUCAUGCUAUGCUCCCGCCAGACGACUUCAAAUCAGCCCUGGGGGACAAGAACUUCAUUACUGCACAGCCUUGGGGAGGGUUCAAGGGAUCCGAAAUCAGGGAGUUUGUCAGGGCCAAUGAGUCUAAGAUCCUCAUUGAGAAGAGGGAGUACAACACCAUGAGGGUCUACACCAUUGUUUGGGCACCGAAUGGGGACAAAUGUCGACUGGAAGGUAUGGAAAGGUUUAUCUGGAAGGUUCUUGGUGGGGAACUCAACGUCGACAACUGGACGAACUUUUUGCGCCUCGCGGUCUCUGUCACGGUUGGAGGUCCAAACUGA